AUUUUAAAACAAUUUUAUUAGUUUCCAUAGUUGCUAAACUAUUUAGUAAACUAACGUAUCAAGGGUAAGAGACUUGAUUUCAAUGAAAAUUCACCGGGAAGUUGAGUUUUAAACCCUGAGUUCCACAAACGAAAACCAAUAAGCCUCAGUCUCUUCUUCUUCUUCUUCCUCUUCUCCCUCUGAAAAAAAUUCCACGACAACCAAAGAAAUAACAAAAACACAAACAAGAGAUCAAAGCAGAAACCACAUGAAGCAAGAGAUCAACCGCGAACCCAGUUGGUGAACCCACGAACCAGGCGGCGAAACCCACGAACCUGUGUAAUCCUCAGGCGAAGGUCGUUUUCCCUCUGUUUCACUCUUUUUUUAUUUGUGCAGAGCACACACAACACACACUGUGGGUCUCUGUCGAAUCAAAUGGAAAGCGAAGGCAGCAACAUCAGCAACGACAACAAGGAAAACAAGCAGUGGAGAGCAGAAGAAGCGAUAGCAGGAAACGCUGAAGCCCUUCAGGCACUCAGAGAGCUCAUCACUUUUCCUCUCUAUUACUCUUCACAAGCUAAAAAACUCGGUCUCAAAUGGCCCAAAGGUUUGCUUCUCUAUGGUCCACCAGGCACUGGAAAGACAAGUUUGGUACGGGCAGUUGUUCAAGAAUGUGGUGCACAUUUAAUCAUUAUCAGUCCACACUCUGUUCAUAGAGCACAUGCUGGAGAAAGUGAGAAAGUUUUGCGGGAGGCAUUUUCAGAGGCAUCAUCCCAUGCAAUGUUGGGCAAGCCAUCAGUUAUCUUUAUCGAUGAAAUCGAUGCACUCUGUCCUCGUCGUGAUUUUAGAAGGGAGCAAGAUGUUCGUGUAGCCUCUCAACUCUUUACACUAAUGGACUCCAGUAAAGCUUCCUCAAAUUCUGCACCACAAGUUGUCGUAGUUGCCUCCACUAACAGAGUGGAUGCAAUUGAUCCUGCACUAAGAAGAUCAGGGCGCUUUGAUGCUGAAGUUGAAGUUACUACACCUACUGAGGAGGAACGCCUUCAAAUUCUCAAGCUCUACACAAAGAAGGUUCCUUUAGAUCCCAAUGUUGACUUAAGGACCUUAGCUGCAUCUUGCAAUGGCUAUGUUGGGGCUGACUUGGAAGCUUUAUGUCGUGAGGCUACCAUAUUUGCGGUCAAAAGGUCUUCUGAUGCAAAUGAAGAUGCCAGUGUGCUCAGCUUAACAAUUGAAGACUGGGAACAUGCAAAAACCAUAGUUGGGCCCAGCAUAACAAGAGGUGUUACUGUGGAAAUCCCAAAGGUGACUUGGGAAGACAUUGGAGGACUAAAAGAUUUGAAGAAAAAGCUCCGGCAAGCUGUUGAGUGGCCUAUUAAACAUUCUGCUGCAUUUUCAAGGCUGGGAGUAUCUCCUGUACGAGGAAUUCUUCUCCAUGGGCCUCCAGGAUGCUCAAAAACGACCCUUGCUAAAGCUGCAGCUCAUGCCGCCCAAGCUUCUUUUUUUUCCCUGAGUGGUGCAGAAUUGUAUUCGAUGUAUGUUGGAGAGGGAGAAGCUUUGUUGCGGAACACAUUUCAGAGAGCUCGCCUUGCAGCACCAAGCAUAAUAUUCUUUGAUGAGGCUGACGUUGUUGCUGCUAAACGAGGUGGAAGUUCAAGCAGCAACAUUACAGUUGGAGAGAGGCUUCUAUCUACUUUACUAACUGAAAUGGAUGGUUUAGAAGAAGCUAAAGGAAUUCUUGUUUUGGCUGCUACAAAUCGUCCUCAUGCAAUUGAUGCUGCACUUAUGCGCCCUGGACGCUUUGAUCUGGUACUAUAUGUACCACUACCCGAUCUAGAAGGUCGUUAUGAGAUACUUCGUGUACAUACACGUAAUAUGAAAAUAGGACCGGAUGUUGAUCUCAGAAGAAUAGCAGAAGAUACCGAACUUUUCACAGGAGCUGAACUGGAGGGUCUGUGUAGGGAAGCUGGAAUUGUUGCUUUGAGGGAAGACAUUACUGCUACUGUUGUGUGUGAUCGGCAUUUCCAGAUUGUUAAGGAUUCUUUGAAACCCGCAUUAACAAGGGCAGAAAUUGAUUCCUAUGCAUCGUUUAUGAAAAACCCUUCUGUGAAACGCUCUGGCGAGUUUGUAUCUAGUGUCAAGAAUGAUAGCAAGCACAAAAAAGAAACAUUGGGUCCAUUAUUUACUCUAAAAGUCGGUGUUGUAAGCUUUAUCUUACUUGCUGCUGCUGCUGCUGCUAAAUAUUUUCUCACUAGUACUGAUCAAACCCUACUUGAACUAGCUACUACCUGAAGAAUUUGCUGGAGAUGUAUGCUAUUUUUUUUGUUAUAAUUAGCCUUUUCCCCUCCCUAAUUCCAUAGUUUAAUGUCACUACAAAUUUAUAAAUUUAAAUGUUAUAUCUCCAAAGAUUUUUGAGA
Messenger RNA from Quercus lobata, 2393 nucleotides. Its product is annotated as cell division control protein 48 homolog B-like. Lineage: Eukaryota; Viridiplantae; Streptophyta; Magnoliopsida; Fagales; Fagaceae. The transcript is spliced from 12 exons. Bases 415 to 2268 code for a protein of 617 amino acids. The record is from RefSeq and is a predicted model, not a curated record. Gene Ontology annotation, molecular function: ATP binding; ATP hydrolysis activity.